AUGCCAUGCCCAUGCGCGACUCCACAAUCUGACCCACUAGCGCAAUGUAUGCCGAUAUGUCAGCGUUCAUGCUCAAGUUCAUGUCUACAGCAAAAUUUACCCUUAGAAGAAUGCCAAUCAACAUGCGCCAUUACAUGUCAACAAGCUUGUUCGAAGUAUCAACGGCUCAGUGGUCUCAUCAAUGGCCAAGCUUCUACUGUGCAAGCACUCCAGUCGCGAUCUGUUCAAUCCAUUUGUGCCCCAAAAUGUCAACAAACCUGUCUAUCAGUUUGUUUCGGACGUAAUUACCCUCGUGCCAAAUGUGAACAGACUUGUCAACGCACGUGUGCUGAGGUUUGCUCUAAACAACCCAAUUUGGUUCUGUCGGCAUCUGAAGCUGAAGUCUUCAGUGGUGCUCCUCAAGUGUCUCAAGCUAGCCCACCGAUCCAAGAGUCUCUGAUCGCUCCACAAAAACAAUGCGUUCCAGCGUGCAUGCCAGCUUGUCUUCCUGAAUGUACUGGUGAAAUCGAACGGCGCUCAACCGUUAUAACUGAAAAUCCUUCAGUAGUUUCAGUGUCCGGUCAGCUAACUUCGGCAAGUGCUGAUUCAGCCCAAAACCAACGAUGCGUUGACCAAUGUUUCAGUACAUGCAUUGACGUUUGCGUGCAAGCUCGACAGCCCUUGCACGGUUGCCUGAGUGGAUGUUCCGCGGAAUGUGGUAAUAAAUGUGGAGUGCAACUAUCUGGCUCGUCACCCCAACAACAAAUCACACGACCUGAGGUCAUAUUCCAAAUGCCCGAAGUCGGCCAGCUUGAACCUCGUCAACAAAUCCCAGCCGUUCAACAAACUCAAUACCAAUAUCAGCCUGAAGUCACACCUCAACAAGCCCAAAUGCCCUCGAUGUCUGUCCAACAACCCGAAGUAAUCGGUGACCAACAGAUGCAACCUCAGAUGCAAAUGCUCCCGUCAUCUCAAGUACAGAAUCAACAAUAUUUUACUGGAGGAGUUCAACAACAUCCUCAGAUGACCGCAACUGGAUAUCAAACGCAAACGCAAAUUCUUACCGGAUAUCAGCCUACCCAACCUCAACAACAAGUCAUAUUCGAACGAUCACAACAACCACAACCCGAGCCUCAACGUACAGUUAUAAUGGAACCUGUCUAUCCAACUUCACAAGUCUCACAACAAAUCUCAUCCAAUGUCCAACAACCCCAACAACAAGUUGAGAGUGUAUUUUUGCGACCU
Molecule: messenger RNA, 1224 nt
Organism: Anisakis simplex (herring worm)
Lineage: Eukaryota; Metazoa; Nematoda; Chromadorea; Rhabditida; Anisakidae
Source: the annotation of a GenBank genome assembly